CAGUACAGCUCAUUUGUACUUACCUUGCAACAGACACGAACUUGUUGCUAAUAUUCAGUCUUACUGUAAUUGAUUUUGCUCUCGUUUGACUGCUAAUGUCUCCCGGUGCCCCCACGCAUGUACUGUUAUUAAGUUCGGAUAUUAUGAUUGGACCGAAGUAAUCAACUUUAGCGUUUGGAGGGACAGAUUCAGGUUGGACAAUUCUGAGACCCUCCUCCGGUUCUGCUUUACAUCGACUCUGCUGACUGGACAAGAUGGGUCGAGCUAACGUGGUCUCCUGCCCUUUUGCCUAAUCCCCUUUCCACCCCCUCCCCCUCUUCCCAUUUACCCCUCCCGCCUACCCUCUUUUCCCCUGUUCCCUUUCCUCCCUUACCUCCCCUCUUUUCCACGGGACACAAGUUGCAAAAAAAAACUAACAAAUGAACAAAUUUUUGGAUGUAGCCGAGAGCAUGACACUGUGAAAACAAAGAGAAACGGCACAAAAACAAAAAGAGAGAAAAGUAAGUGAACUGAGGACGAACUAGCAAAAAAAACAUUUUAGCAAGGAUCAGAAACAGUUGCAUGGAAACGCAUCCUGGCAGCCUCGUCUCCCGAGCUUGUGGGCAUGGCGGGAUGAGUGCCUGUGUGCGAUAAUGAUGGCAAAAAAACAAGAUGCCCGGGCGCCCACCUACAACCUGGUUGUGGUGGGUCUGUCCGGGACGGAGAAGGAAAAGGGGCAGUGCGGGGUGGGCAAGUCCUGCCUGUGCAAUCGCUUCGUCCGCCCCAGCGCCGAUGACUUCUACCUGGACCACACCUCCGUGCUGAGCACCAGCGACUUUGGGGGCCGGGUGGUCAACAACGACCACUUCCUUUUCUGGGGGGAGGCGACGCGAGCGCUGGAGGAAGGGCCCGAGUGCCGGAUGCACGUGGUGGAGCAGACAGAGUUCAUCGAUGACCAGACCUUCCAGCCGCACCGCAGCACCGCACUGCAGCCCUACAUCAAGAGGGCGGCGUCCACCAAGCUGGCCUCUGCUGAGAAGCUCAUGUACUUCUGCACGGACCAGCUGGGCCUCGAGCAGGAUUUUGAGCAGAAGCAGAUGCCGGAGGGAAAGCUGAUGGUGGACGGCUUUCUGCUGUGUGUGGACGUGAGCCGGGGCAUGAACCGUAACUUCGACGAUCAGAUGAAGUUUGUCACCAACCUGUACAACCAGCUGGCAAAGACUAAGAAACCGGUGGUGCUGGUCCUCACCAAGUGUGAUGAGGGUGUGGAGCGCUACAUCAAGGACUCGCACACCUUUGCUCUGACCAAGAAAAACCUGCAGGUGGUGGAGACCUCCGCCCGCUCCAAUGUCAACGUGGACCUGGCCUUCCUCACUCUGGUGCAGCUAAUCGACAAGAGCCGGGGCAAGCCCAAGAUCAUCCCCUACUUUGAGGCACUGAAGCAGCAGAGCCAGCAAAUUGCCUCUGCCAAGGACCGCUACGAGUGGCUCGUCAGCCGCAUUGUGAAGAACCACAAUGAGACAUGGCCUAACAUCAACCGCCGCAUGCAGUCCUCCUCCGAAUACAAGGAGUACGUCUUCCUGGAGGGAACGUCCAAGGCCAAGAAGCUGUUUCAGCAGCACGUGCACCGGCUCAAGCAGGAGCACAUAGAGAGAAGGAGGAAACUCUACCUGAACACACUGCCACAGGCCCUGAGCGCCUUGGUGCCUGACCUGGACGAGAUCGACCACCUGAGCUGGUCUGGGGUUCAGAAGGUCCUGGAGACCAAGCGGGACUUUACCAAUUGGUUUGUCGUGCUGGAGGACACGCCCUGGGAGGCCACCCCUCACAUCGACAACAUGGAGGAUGACCGCAUCCCGCAGGACCUGCUGGAGACCGAGGCGGCGGAGAUUGUCUACGACGCCCACCUGGAGCAGCUGCGGAAUGAUCGCAAGCGGGCGGAGAUGCGCUGGGAGUUCAAGGAAAAGCUGGUCGCCUCACCCUUCGUCACUCCCGGCAAGCCCUGGGAGGAGGCACGCAGCUUCAUCAUGAAUGAGGAUUUCUACCAGUGGCUGGAGGAGCCAGAGUACCUGGACAUCUACAACCGGCACCAGAAAGAGAUCAUCGACCGUGCCAAAGAGGACUUCCAGGAACUGCUGCUGGAGUACUCUGAGCUCUUCUAUGAACUAGAAGUAGAUGCCAAACCCAGCAAGGAGAAAAUGGGUGCCAUUCAGGAAGUACUGGGAGAAGAACAGAGGUUCAAGGCACUGCAGAAGCUUCAGGCAGAGAGGGAUGCCCUGGUGCUCAAGCACAUCCACUUUGUCUACCACCCCACUAAAGAUACUUGCCCUAACAACCCGCAGUGUGUCGACAGCAAGAUCGAGCAGCUCCUGGCUACUCGAUUCCCCACACGGUACCCCUUCUUUGAUGGCAGCCAGAAACUUGGUGAGGGCAAAGCUGACAGGAUCAACCUGGUGAUCCUGGGUAAGGAUGGCCUAGCCAGGGAGUUGGCUAAUGAGAUCCGGGCACUGUGCACGAAUGAUGACCGGUACGUGCUAGAUGGGAAGAUGUAUGAGUUGGCACUCAGGCCCAUUGAGGGCAAUGUGCGCCUGCCAGUAAACUCCUUCCACACACCAACCUUUACCCCACACGGCUGCCUCUGCCUCUACAACUCCAAGGAAUCUCUCUCCUAUGUGGUGGAAAGCAUAGAGAAAGUGCGGGAGUCUACCUUAGGCCGCCGGGACAACCACAUGGCCCAGCUCCCCAUGUCUCUGCUCUUAGUCACCAAGCGGGGCGUGGGGUCAGUGGGGGACAUUGGGGGGGAGACGGCCCACAGUCUGAUCGCACAGGGGCAGCAGGUGGCAAGCAAGCUGCAGUGCAGCUUUUUAGACCCGGCCUCACCCGGCGUCGGCUACGCUCGCAAUGUGAAUGAAAAGCAGAUUAAUCAGGUCCUGAGGGGUCUUUUGGACUCUCGGCGGAGCCUGGGUAGCAGCUCCCCGCCCUUACCCCCUCCACCUCCGGGCUUCAGAGACUCUCACCACCAGCAAAGCCCAGAGGCGGACCUGCGCGUAGUCAUGUGCUUGAUGUGUGGUGACUCCUACGAUGUGGAACAACUCCUCUCGCCAUUCCUGCUGCCCCAGCACUGCCGACCCACCUCCAGCUUAGCCAGUGGGACUUCUGUGCUGCUGGAGCUGACAGUUGGUGGCCAGCGGCAGAGCAUUGAGCUCUCCCUUCUCUCCUACCACUCGUCCUUCUCUUUGCGCAAGAGCCGGCUCGUGCAUGGCUACAUCGCGGUGUACUCGGCCCGCCGCAAGGCCUCGCUGGAGACUUUAUGCGCCUUCUUGUGCGAGGUGCAGGACAUCAUCCCGGUGCAGCUGCUGGCGGUGGGGGAGAGCCAGGCAGAGCUGACGGACUGCGAGGCAGCACGGGAGCAGCUUGCGCAAGGGGAGGAGCUGGCGCACGAGAUCGAGGCCCGCUUCAACAGCAUAGUGUGCGGACCUGGCGGGGUGGUGGGUGGCCUGCACCGGAUAGACCUCUUCCAGCCCUUUCUGAAAGAGGUUGUGGAGAAGCGCACCAUCGUUGAGGCCACGCACAUGUAUGAUAACGUGGCAGAGGCCUGCAGCACCAACGAGAGUGUUCACUCUCCUCGCUGCGGCUCGCCCAGUCCCAUCACCACCCAGGUGGACUCGGAGGAAGAUGUGGAGCCCUCGCCCCCUUACCCUGCUGAUGGCACCCUCACCUCCCAUGGGGGUAGCUUCAAGCUGCCCGACCUGGAUACCAGUGACACAUUCUCUGUCAUUUCUGACAUCAGCACCUUCGAGAGCAAACUCAACAACAAGGUGCCGCCCCAAGUGCGGCCCAAACCGACGGUCACCUUUGACUUCCGUAAGGUCAACCUUAGCCCCUAUAUGGACUCAGGAGUAAACCGUCGUUCAUUACCUGCAGUCACCUGGGGCCCAGGUGGGGAUGGGGGCUAUGACCCCUCUGACUAUGCUGAGCCCAUGGACGCUGUGGCCAAGCCCCGCCUCAGCGAGGAGGAGAACAUCUACUCCGUGCCGCACGACAGCACACAGGGCAAGAUCAUCACCAUCCGCAACGCCAACAAGACGCACUCUAAUGGCGGGGGAAAUGGCUCGGACAGCGAGGCAGACAGCAGCUCCCUGGAGCGCCGGCGCAAACUAUCGGCCCUGGGGGUGAAGCCCCGGCUGUACCGCGAUCGCUCCAAGCGCUUGGGAAAGUUCAGCAGCUUCCGCACCAGCUUCUCCAUUGGCAGCGACGACGAGCUGGGGGGCCCCCCCAAGGCCAAGGAGGACGAGGGGGCAGCGCACAAGGGGGACAACUCGCUCACCGAGGAGGGUGAGGACCCCAAGAGGAGGAACAUCCUCAGGAGCCUACGUCGGACUGGCAAGAAAACAAGGCCGAAGCCGCGGCACUCCAUCUCCAAGCCUCUGGAGAGCAACUACUUCGGGGUCCCCUUGGUCAAUGUGGUGUCCCCCGAGAGGCCGAUUCCUCUCUUCAUUGAAAAGUGCAUCCGCUACAUUGAGGCUACAGGCUUGAGCACAGAAGGGAUCUACCGUGUGAGUGGGAACAAGGCGGAGAUGGAGAGCAUGCAGCGACAGUUUGACCAGGAUCACAACCUGGACCUGGUAGAGAAGGACUUCACUGUGAACACGGUGGCCGGCGCCAUGAAGAGUUUCUUCUCUGAGCUGCCAGAGCCGCUGGUACCCUACAGCAUGCAGAUCGAGCUGGUGGAGGCACACAAGAUCAACGACAGGGAGCAGAAGAUGCACACCAUGAAGGACGUACUGCGGAAGUUUCCCCGCGAGAACUACGAGGUCUUCAAAUACGUCAUCACCCACUUGAACAAGGUGAGCCAGAACAACCGGCUCAACCUGAUGACCUGCGAGAACCUGUCCAUCUGCUUCUGGCCCACGCUCAUGCGGCCGGACUUCACCACCAUGGAUGCGCUGACCGCCACCCGCACCUACCAGACAAUCAUCGAGACCUUCAUCCACCAGUGUGCUUUCUUCUUCUACAAUCAGCCCCUCGUGGACACGCCCAGCGGCCUGCCGGGUCUCCCCGCCUCGCCCACCACCCUCUCCGGGGGCUCGGCCUACUCCUCCUGCUACGCCCCGCCCGCCGCGUCCAUGCCCUUCGCCCCGCCGCAGCAGUCCCCGCCCCACUCCCCGCCCCCGACCCCGCAGUCCCCGCUGCAGCCCCUGCUGCCGCCCCUGCACCCCCACCACACCCCCGCCGAACAACAGACGCUGUGA
Molecule: messenger RNA, 5231 nt
Organism: Megalops cyprinoides (Indo-Pacific tarpon)
Lineage: Eukaryota; Metazoa; Chordata; Actinopteri; Elopiformes; Megalopidae
Gene: arhgap35a
Product: Rho GTPase activating protein 35a
Exons: 7
Coding region: 633-5231 (1532 amino acids)
Biological process (GO): signal transduction
Molecular function (GO): GTPase activity; GTP binding
Source: RefSeq, a predicted model, not a curated record